This is a messenger RNA of Rhodotorula toruloides NP11, 1356 nucleotides long. RefSeq names its product Zn(2)-C7 fungal-type transcription factor. The record is from RefSeq and is a predicted model, not a curated record. The coding region runs from base 1 to 1356 and encodes 451 amino acids. The transcript is spliced from 5 exons. Lineage: Eukaryota; Fungi; Basidiomycota; Microbotryomycetes; Sporidiobolales; Sporidiobolaceae. Gene Ontology annotation, biological process: regulation of DNA-templated transcription. Gene Ontology annotation, molecular function: zinc ion binding; DNA-binding transcription factor activity, RNA polymerase II-specific.
AUGACUGGCACGACCGUCGCCAAACCGCGCAAGAGCAGCACCAAGGGCAAGUCUAUCGUGCAGAAGAACCCUCUGCCUAAAGGACAGAGUUGCUCCGUCUGCCGCGCACGCAAGGUCCGCUGCGACGCAGGAAGACCAGCUUGUCGCGCAUGUCUACGCACCGCACGGUUCGAGGGAAAGGAUCUGAGUACCGUCGUGUGCCAGUACGACACGAAAGUUGGCGGUGGAGCGGAAGGGAAGAAGGGGAAGGGAAAGGCCGUCGCGAGUUCGCCUGGCAACUCGACCAUCUCGUCGUCGGGCACGGCGCGACCGGGUGAUGAUGGGUGGGGCAUGUCGGGAUUCCAGGCGUCGCUUGAUGCGGCAUUGGCGGCGGGAGGGUCGCUGACGGAACUGCCCGCAAAUGCCACUCUACCACCCAUGCCAUCCGCUACGACCCUAUCGACACCCUCUCAGAUGUAUGACCCAAGUCUAGGAGGCUCGCCCUACCUCCCAACCGCCCUCCCUCCUCUCGCCUACACGCCCACACCGCCUCUCUCCUAUUCCUCAGGCGAAGACGAAUCGAUCUUUGCCUACUCUCCUCCUGCGACGACCGCUCACGCAUCGGGUCUGACCGCUGCGACGUACGACCCCUGGACGGGCGGGGGACAACCUCCUCUUGCUUCAACGUCGCGCGUCCUUCCGCUUCCGCAGCAGCAUGCGCCGCUUCCGCCCGGGUACUAUUUUGUGCCGACGAAUGCGGCGUGGUAUGCGCAAGGUGCGGGAGGACAGGGCGGUCCUUCGCAGUCGUACUCGGGCAGCCCGCAAUCCACGCCCUAUGGCUACCCCUCGCAACAAUACGCCACUCAGUACCCCGCGGCACCGCAUUCAUACCCGACUCCGCAAUACCAGCCCUAUCCACCUUCUUCCUCCCAGCACUCCUCCGCCACUCCUCCCCAACCUCUCCCUCCUCCUCAAAAGCCCCGCAUGCCGGCGUACCAGCUCAAGAAGCCUCACCUCUCAUUCGAGCUCCCCCCGCCCAUCAUAACCUCCGCCCUCUCGCCCUCCCACCCACCCUCAGCAGGGUUCUCCCCAGCGAUCUCCUACGCCCGCGCCUCAAACGACCCGACUUUCUCACUCCCUUUCGCACACGCACCGCAAGGAGACGUCAACUCUCCGUUCGGAGCGGGAGGGGCGAACUUCCAUUCGGGCUUGACGCCUUCGACGCCGCAGGCUUCGUAUGCCGGGAUGUGGCCGACUCCGGGCGCAGGAGGAGCGGCGCAGGUGAACGGGAACGGACAGGCUUCGGGCGCAGGAGGGAAGGCUGGGACGCCUGGGCUGGCAAACGUCGAUGAGUGGUUGAGAGGAUUGCAGCAGUAG